This is a messenger RNA of Nymphalis io (European peacock), 4320 nucleotides long. It is a transcript of the gene kar, whose product is annotated as monocarboxylate transporter 10. Gene Ontology annotation, molecular function: monocarboxylic acid transmembrane transporter activity. Gene Ontology annotation, biological process: transmembrane transport. The transcript has 3 exons. NCBI's taxonomy places the organism in Eukaryota, Metazoa, Arthropoda, Insecta, Lepidoptera, Nymphalidae. Bases 1398 to 2459 code for a protein of 353 amino acids. The record is from RefSeq and is a predicted model, not a curated record.
UGGGCUUGUUUUUGGUGUUAUCAAUUCAUAUAGUGUUAUUUAUACUGUUCUUCAAAAGAGACUUGAAGAUGAAAAAGUGCCUAAUUCUGAAAGUAGAGCUGACCGAUUUCGGCCACGGCGGCCAACCUCAAGAGGGAUUAGCCAACUGCGCAGGAGAUAUUAUAAUGCACAAGUGUGUGCACAAACACAGGUGCAGAGUGCACUCUUCCUUCACUCAUAAUUCGUUGGGACGCCAAUCCUACAUGAUGAUGAUGCUUUCCGAGGCACGGGUUUGUACACACUUCCAACUUCCAGACUCCGGGAUGCUACUUAGACUUUUCUGAUAAAAAACCGAAUAACUUUUUAUUGGCCCGACCUGGGAAUUAAACCCAGGAUCUUCGGGUCUGCGGCCUUACAUCAAGCCACUAGACCAACUAGGGAUAAUAAUCUAUACUAAUAUUAUAAAGAGGUAAAGUUUCUGUGGUUGUAGGGGGUAAUCUCUGGACCUACUAAACCGAUUUUGAAAAUUCUUUUACCAAUAGAAAGCCACAUCAUUUGUGAGUGUCAUAGGCUAUAUAUUAACCUGAAAAAUGAAAAGACUUUUUCAUACUAGUGAUAUUUGCAAACUCGGAGAAAAAACUAUCGAACGAAACUCAUCAGAUAUUCUACCGCAAAAUAGCAGUACUUGGUAUUGUUGUGUUCCGGUUUGAAGGGUGAGUGAGCCAGUGUAAUUACAGGCAAAAGGGACAUAACAUCUUAGUUCCCAAGGUUGGUGGCGCAUUGGUGAUGUAAGCGAUAGUUAACAUUUCUUACAAUGCCAAUGUCUAUGGGCGUUGGUGGUACCAUCAGGUGGCCCAUAUGCCACUUAUUCUAUAAAAAAAAAGAUAUAUGAUUGAGUUCUAGAGAAAAGUUGUAGAGCUUAUUAUCAAGCCUACAAAGAAGUCGGCCACAGCAUAUGUGUAACUUUUAUAUUUAUGUCACAAAAAGUAGUUUUUUAUCAAUCAAUCAAUCAACAGCCAAUCGUUGUCCACUGCUGAACAUAGGCCUCUCCCAAGGUGCGCCAAAGCUCCCUGUCCUCCGCCUUCCGCAUCCAGUUGGUGCCCGCCACCUUCUUAAGGUCGUCGGUCCACCUGGCUGGAGGGCGCCCUACGCUGCGCUUGCCGAUUCGCGGUCUCCACUCUAGGACUCGUCUACUCCAACGGCCAUCGGUCCUACGACAUACGUGACCAGCCCACUGCCACUUCAGCCUGCUAAUUUUGCAAGCUAUGUCGGUGACUCCGGUUCUUUUCCGGAUAAUCUUAUUUCUGAUCUUAUCCUUCAAAGAUACUCCGAGCAUAGCUCGCUCCAUAGCACGCUGAGCGACUUUGAAUUUGUGGACUAGUCCCGCAGUUAGUGUCCACGUUUCGGCACCGUAUGUCAUGGCAGCUUUAGUUGGCGCGUUGACAAUGGGAACGACUUUUCUGCUAUCUCCGCUCUCAGGCGUAUUGACUGGACUUCUAGGCCUACGAUGUACAGCUGUAUUAGGAGGCAGUAUUGCGGUUCUUGGCUUACUCCUAUCUUCUUUCUUAGUAGAUUACGUAGACGUGUUAUGCUUCACUUACGGUGUUAUGUACGGAUUAGGAGCAUCACUCGCAUAUACGCCGUCAUUGGCUAUUCUUGGCCAUUAUUUCAAACGGCAUUUAGGUUUGGUUAAUGGUAUUGUUACAAUAGGAAGUUCUAUUUUUACAGUUAUUAUGCCACCUUUGAUGGAAUUCAUGAUUAAAAAUUACGGUUUACAUGGUUUGUUUCGAUUAUUAGCGGUUGUUACCGUUGGUGUUGCGCUUUGUGGACUAUUGUUUAAACCGAUAUCUGUUGUAGUGAUAGAGAAACCUCCGAGAGAAGAUGGUUUUAAUGCACUUGUAAAAACUAUUAUUAAUGUACAAAUUUGGAAGAAUAAAAAGUACAGAUUAUGGGCUCUGUCUAUGCCUGUAGCUUUAUUUGGGUAUUUUGUUCCAUAUGUGCACAUAAAGAAAUUUAUUGAGAUUACAUUUAGUAAUGUUCACGACAACUUGCCGUUGCAAUGUAUAGCUGUUACUUCUGGAAUUGGAAGGUUGGUCUUCGGUUUUUUAGCUGAUAAAAAAUGGGUUAAUAGAAUAAUGCUGCAACAAAUAUCGUUUUAUGUAAUUGGAGGCCUUACAAUUGUUUUGCCUUUCGUGAAAAGUUUUCCUCUAUUAGUAGUCGUAUCAUUGGGUAUGGGAAUUUUCGAUGGUGCAUUUAUAGCGUUAAUCGGUCCAAUUGCUAUUCAAUUUUGUGGUAGUGCGUAUGCCGCACAAAGCAUAGGCUGUAUGCUAGGAUUAGCGGCGUUACCUUUGUCGAUGGGUCCACCUAUUGCAGGACUUAUCUUUAGUUUUUAUCAAUCGUACACUUUGCCAUUUAUUUUAGCAGGAAUAUCGCCACUUGUCGGUGCUACCAUAAUGUUUGCUAUACAUUUUCAAAAAUGAAAAAGUAUAAUUUUAUCAAAGAAGCAUUUUUUUUAAUUAAAUCGUAUGUAUCACUUAAGAUAAUAGUAAAUAAAUUUAUUAUCUUCAAUAUUUAGGUGAUCGUCUCUUUUUAAUUCGUGCUUUGAUGUGACUUCCUCUAAGUCGUAUUGAUUUCGUUGUUUAUUUGGUUAAGACUUAACAGACUUGAAAUAAAUUUAAAACGAAUCUCUAUUUCUAAGCCUAUAAAAGAAAACCUCGUAAGAAAUACAAAUUCAAAGUGAUUUAUUUAGUUAAUGAAUUAUUAUUUAGGUGUUAAGUAGCUUGGACUUUUGAAUGAUAUUGAAAGAUUGGGUUUCAGAUUUAUAAUUUUUUGUUUAUUUAUUUAUUAUGGAUUUUUUUCAUGUUGAAAUGUUUUUGUUUUACUAUGUUAUGUCUAGCCGCUAAGAGAAUGCGUCCUUGUCAGGUUCGUGAUCGGAUAAACAAUGUAACUUUGUAGUGGCGAAGAAUGGACGAUAAAAAUAUUAUUAUCAUUUAUUUGCUCUAUUAACGAAUAUCAUUAAAAACUAUUAUGUCACCUUACAACAAAUGUAAUAAGUUGAAUUUAAAGUGAGUUUUUUUAAAUCCUGUAAAUUUAGCUGUUACUAGGUUAUGUCAAUUGUUUAUUUUUGUACAAGUCACUACUCAUGACUAAUUGGCAAAUAUAAAGAAAAUUCUAUAAGCGGCAGGACUUAACUUUUGAAAUUGACUUCUGCAAUAAUUCAAGAAAAAUGUAUUUAAAAAUAAACUACGACUUUUUUUAGUGACUUUAUUAACUUUUGUAUCUUAUUAUUAUAUAUUAUUUCAUCUUAAAUAUGUAAUUUAAACGUGUUUAUUUUGUUUUUCCAAUUUUUUGGAAUUUACGUGCAUUUAAAAAUAUUUUUUUUUAUAAAUAACUCAAGAUAUAUCUUGAGUUAUUUAAAUUGAAUGAGUUAAUAAGCGCACAGUUAACUACCAGGAAAAUUUAUAGAUUCUGAGAUAUAAAUUAUUGUUUUCAAGACAUGCUAUAUCUCUCAGUUUGGGAAUUCAAAUGGUUGACCCACGUUGACGACACGACGACAAAAUUGUAGAAUAGUGAAAUAUUUCGAGAUUACGCUAAUAAAUAUCCAAACCUCGCCUUCUUUGUAUCUAUCUUGCUGAUACUUUUCAAAAUCCCAGUUAAUCAGUUUAAAUGCAUUGAAUGCUUCCGAAUGAUGUCUUGAGGAUAUCAGAGAUAUUUUUUAUGAUUAUGUCUCCGAAAUUAGAAUUGUUUAUGGCAUUUACUUUCGUGAGGGAGUGCAAGCAGGACGAAGGUCGUCUAUAUAGCACAAUCUCACCCUUUUAAAUUCGGCAACCCAAUAAGCCACCGUCAAAGAUGUUAAAACAUCGCCCAUAAUGUCUUUUGAAAGUCUAAAAAAUCCUUCCUUGCGUUCAUUGAAUACACCAUAUUUUUGGUUUUAACUGUUCUUCACAAAACAAUUUUUAUGAAUGACAUAAUAAAAUCAAGUGAUACUCGGCAUAAAAAUUUUGUGAUUGAUACUAUGAAACAAAUAUCAUAUCAUACCAUAAAGAUUAGGUACAUAUAUUGCACCUCUAAGAACUUUUUGAUUCACUCUCAUAAUUCUUAUGACGUAGUAACUGUUUAAAAAAUAGUAACUUACCUAAAGAACAUAUAUGUUAAUGAUUGAUUUAUAUUUCAUGUUCUUUCUAUUGUUUCUAUUAAAGUAAAUAUAAAUUACGUAGAAAAUAUAUUAUAGAGUUACGUAAUUAUUCUUAAUGUGUGCAAUUUUACAAUACAAUAUGCUCGUUCCUUGUUAUAUACUCAAAAUGUAAUUAAAAUAAUAUUGUAAAUUUGUUAAAAAUAGUU